Lindgomyces ingoldianus is the source of this 906-nucleotide messenger RNA. RefSeq lists its product as uncharacterized. The record is from RefSeq and is a predicted model, not a curated record. Bases 1 to 867 code for a protein of 288 amino acids. Lineage: Eukaryota; Fungi; Ascomycota; Dothideomycetes; Pleosporales; Lindgomycetaceae. The transcript has a single exon.
AUGGGAAAUAGCCAUUCGACACCGCCCGCCCCGCCACCAAAACCACAGCGCACCACGAUCACGAGAUCGCCCCAACGCCAACUCAAAUAUGUCCAUUGUAUGAGAACCUGCUCCAGCCAAGACCGGCCGAACGCCCACAGUUCUUUCCGACAACCUCCACAGAGUCAUGCCGCAGAUAGCAGCAAGGCUAGCUUCCUUGACCUCCCAUCUGAAAUCCGGAACAAUAUCUACUCGCGGGUGCUUGUGUGCGAUGGGUACGUGAAGCUGAUGCCUGCAUAUUCGACAAAGGUACCUGGACUUAUUCUCCUGCAAACCUGCAAGCAGGUGCACGAUGAAGCAGCGUCGAUAUUCUUCGCCGCAAAUGCAUUCUAUAUCCACAUGCAAAAGGAAGUUAAAGUCAAACAGAACACGCAGGUUCAGUACCCAGAUACCGAUCAAUUAUAUGUACCUCCUUGGACCCGCAAUGGAGGGGAGGAAAGAGGAGGCAUAUUCUUCCCAGCACCCCGCUACCACACGUACCUGACCCGUCUCACCAUCGAUGCUAAAGUCAGGCUGAACUUCUUCCACCCAGAUUAUGAGCGGCAACCGUUUUAUCGAUAUCAUUCAACUCCUGAUCCCGUACCUGUCCAGCAGUACGAAGAUAUGAAGAGGUUGUCGGAAAUGUUGAACAAGCUGUUCAGCGGGACGUACAUGAAGGUGAAGGAAUUAUGGGAGAAGCGGGAUAGGGAGUGGGAGGGAAAGAUGGUGUGGAGUCACCAUGAUCAGAAUUCGAGGGAGUUUCAAUUUACAAUGAGUUUUUCAGUAGAGGAGGGGGAGGAGCUGGCGACCAGGGCUGUGCUGAGAAAUUGGGAGUUUGGGGGUUAUUGAGGGGAAGAAGACGAGUAAAUGAUAAUGCGUAAAUAUUCG